UGUGACCCCCCCUGGCUGCAGGGCCCGCUCCCCCUGUCCCUCGGUGUGUGUCCACGGCCGGGGCCGGUCUCGGUGGGGCCUCGGGGCUCGGGUUCUCCGGCGUCGAGGGGGCGCGAUGGCGGCGGCGGCGGCGGCGGCGGCUCAACAGCAGCAACAACAACAACAACAACCAGCGGGAGGCCUGAGCCUGGAGCAGGCGAAAGUGGUGCUGGGUGAAGUGAUCAAGGCCUUCAGUUCCCCUGAGAAUGCCGUGAGGAUGGAGGAGGCCCGUGACAACGCCUGUAACGACAUGGGCAAGAUGCUGCAGUUUGUGCUGCCCGUGGCUACCCAGAUCCAGCAGGACGUCAUCAAAUCCUACGGCUUCAGCAACGAUGGAGAAGGGGUGCUGAAGUUCGCUCGUAUCAUCAAGACCUACGAAGGUCAGGACCCUGAGAUCGCCGCGAUGUCCUCCAAGCUCAAGUCCAUGUUUCUGCCUCCGAUGACAGUCCCUCCGCACAGCACUAACAUCUCCGCAUCGUAGCUUGCCAGAGAGAGAGAGUGGGGGGGGCGGGGGUGGGGGGGGGUGGUUGGAGGCUCGGAGAGGGCGCUGGAUCUCUGGGUCCAGAGACGCACGUGCCUUUUCCUCCUUUAAAGCAAAAAGUUUGUUUCUGUGUGGUGCCGCCGAACAUGCGCUGUCUCUGGCGUGCUCAGAACAUUUCUCGUCCACGGCCCCUCCACAUCUACCCGUCACGUACCCCCCCCGGGUCUGCCACGUUCCUGCCCGCCCACUCGGAGCACCAGUCCCCUCCGUCUUUGUGGAAGGAGUGCCAACGUGAGGGGAAUUCACUGAGGAGUGCCCCCUACAGGUGGAGCCCUCUGCCCGCCCAUGGCACCUGAGCUGAGACACCUUUUCAUACCCGUAUCUGAGGAGGGUGCGGGAGCUGGGCAGGGCAAGUGAAAGGAAAUCACUGUGCCUGGUGUUCCCCCUCCCCCUCCCCCCCAACCACCACCAGUCUGCUCGGUUCCUCGCUUUGUGUGAAACUAAGGAUGUGGUUGAGCUGUGUGUUUGUAAACAGCAGCUGGGUGACCUGAUGCACCUGCCCCCUCCCUCCCAGGGUAGGGUGGGCAAAUUCAUUCAAACUCGCAAAGUAGAGAUCCCGUGGCACUGAUUUUGGUACCAGAAUGACUCCAAGGCUGAGUGGAGAUACCCAGUUACCCUCUCUCACACUAGGCACAGCCCUGCUUGGUCCCAGUGUGGCUCUGGGACUGAGUGGAGACACCCAGUUACCCUCUCUCACAC
Chiloscyllium plagiosum (whitespotted bambooshark) is the source of this 1279-nucleotide messenger RNA. It is a transcript of the gene grcc10, whose product is annotated as gene rich cluster, C10 gene. Gene Ontology annotation, biological process: post-embryonic development. The record is from RefSeq and is a predicted model, not a curated record. Lineage: Eukaryota; Metazoa; Chordata; Chondrichthyes; Orectolobiformes; Hemiscylliidae.